GUUGAAAAUCUAAAAAGUGCUUCUGCUCUUCUCAGAUGACUUCACAUUAUUCUACAGUACACGGAUAACGACUUGAAAAAUAUAGUGAUAGGAUUUGCAUACAAAAGAUCAACUUUACCUUGUGAGAAAAUGGAGACAAUGAUGAGGGUUACAGAUUUCAUCAGAGAAAUUUUCGAAAGCACCCAAAAACGAUUCGAAGAGACAUUCAUGGAAAGUCACACUGUGGGAAUGAGUAUGGUUGUUUGUAUAACAGAGCAUCCGGGGUCUUAUACUACUGAGCAUUUUGAAUGCUCUUCCCAAUCAUUGGAGUCCAGUAAUCUGAGAAAAGAAAGACUGUCACGCUUAGAAUAUAUUGAAAAUGGUAUCUCUAGGUUGAUUGAAAAUGCAAAGAAACACAACAGAGUUGUCAAUCAGUCUGAUGAGAUGUGUAUUUUCAAACGGGAAUAUCUAAGCCAGGAUGAAAACAUUGAUAAACAAUGUGAAAACUAUAAUGAAUUUGUGGACAUCGAGGAUCUCAAUGAUGACAUGGUUAAAACAGAAAUGACUUUUGAAAACCCCUUCUUUAAAAACAUCACUGAAAAUGUGAAAGAUAAUGAUGGAACAUUUGAUAAAAUAGUUGAUAAUGACAAAAUUGUUGACAAUGACUUUCCAGUUUAUGAUACUGUUACAGUUGAUCAUGAUGGAACAGUUGAUGAUGAAGCGGGGAUUGAGAGUCUAGAUUAUGACAUGAAAGUUGAUGAUAAUGAUGCAACAUAUGUUGAUGACUUUUUAGUUGAUGAAGCUAUUACAGAUGAUCAUGAUAGGACAAAUAAUGAUGACAGAACAGUUGAUGAUGAAAUAGCAGUUGAGAAAAGAUGUUUUGAUGAUGAUAUGGGAGUUAAUGAUAACAACAGUGUCGAUAAUGAUGGAAUAGUUGGUGAAGAAAACAAUCUUGAGGAAACAGAUAAAAUGAAAAAAUAUCACUGUAAAGAAUGUGGUAAAGUGUAUCAAACUAAAUCAGCUCUUAAUAAGCAUUUUAGACGGCAUACUGGUGAUCUUUUUAAAUGUAAAACUUGUGGUAAGGCUUAUACUACAAGAUCAGAUCUGAAGCAACACACUUUGUCGCAACACAAAACCAAAAAAGGAAAAGGACUAUACCCAUGUAAAGAAUGUUAUAAAAGUUAUUGUACAAAAUCAGCUCUGAAUAAACAUUUCAGACGCCACACUGGAAAUCUCUUUAACUGUGAAACAUGCAAUGAAUCCUAUACCACUAAAGCUGAUCUCCAGCAACAUAUCUUGUCAGCACAUGUAAAUUCAAAAGAAAAUAGAGCUCGAAGAAACCAAGAAGUAGUAUACAUUUGUAAAGAGUGUAACAAAAGAUAUGAUACAAAGUCAGAAUUGUCUGAGCAUCGUAGAAUCCAUACUUGUAAUAUUACCACUCAUGAAACUAUGAAAGGGGAUGAACUUAGUAAUCAAUUGAAGAGCCCUGGAGAUGAUGUGAAUAAAACAGAAACAAAUGAAAAUCCCUUCUUAAAAGAUGACAUCACUAACAAUGCAACAUCAGAUGCAAGAAGAGUAACAGUUGUUGAUGAGGAUACAGGAGAUGAUGAUGAUGAUGAUGAUGAUGAUGAAGAGAGAUCAACUAAUGAUGACAACAGUGGUGAUGAUACAGUUGAUAAUGAUGAAGUAGCUGAUUACAAUUACAAAUUACAGGAAAAGGAUAAAACAGAAAAACACCUCUGUAAAGAGUGUGGUAAAGUAUAUCAAACAAAAUCAGGUCUAAAUAAACAUUUUAAAUACCACACUGGAGAGCUUGUAAUGUGUGAAACUUGUGGAAAAGUGUAUACUGGAAAUUCGGAUCUAAAACAGCAUAUGCGGUCCCAUGGAAUUGGAGACAAAGAUCAAAGAGUGUACAAGUGUACAGAAUGUGAUAGACAGUAUCAAACACAAGGAGCACUUAAUAAACAUUUUAGACGUCAUACAGGGAAUCUGUUCAUGUGUGAAUUCUGUGGAAAGGGAUUUAUUACAAAUGUGGAUCUCAAAGGACAUAUUAUGUCAAGACACAGUGGUGAUAAUGUCAGAGGAGUAUUUCCCUCAUGUGAAUUAUGUGCGAAACAAUUUAAGUCUAAUUGGGAACUGUUGAAACAUGUUAAAGUAAAACAUGCAGGAGAAAAAUCUAUUAUUUGGGGACCUCCUUAUAAUUGUGAGGAGUGUCCACAAACAUUCAGUGAUCUCAGUGAGUUUGAAAAACAUAGGAAAGGCCAUUGUAUGCUAUUUUGUGAUCAAUGCAAUAAGCAAUACUCAUCAAUCUCAGCACUGAAUAAACAUAUGAGAUAUCACACCGGGAAUGUGUUCAGUUGCACGCAAUGUGAUAAAAAAUAUUCAACAAACUGUGACUUAGAAGCCCAUAUUAAAAGCCGGCAUUCGGAAACAGCGAAAUUUAGAGUGAUGCCUCUAAAUCUUACAACAGGACCUCCUUUCCAAUGUCCAGACUGCCCAAAAUCAUUUAGUCAAUUGGCAACGUUCAGGUCACAUUACAAGUGGCAUUCCAUGAAGGGAUUGGUUGCAUGUGAUCAAUGUGACAAGGAGUUUACAUUGAAAAGCAGACUUAAGCUCCACAAAGAAUCUAACCAUGGCCCCACUAUAUACCACUGUUCAAAGUGUUGCAAGCACUUUUCAACAAAGAGGAAAUUAAAGAGACAUAUGAUGCAGGUGCAUAAAAUGAGUAUACCAGUUCCAAAUAUGCCUGACUAAAACACAUGCGUAGAAUCAAGAACCCCAAUCAGAUCAUAGCCUACAAGUACCAUGCUAUAUGUCUCUUUAUCAAGAUUGGAUGUAUGAAUACCAUCAUGUGUGUCUGUUGAACAAAACCAGACUAGCCUUCCAGUACCAUGAUGAGGUAUGUCUGUUUAUGAAGAUUGGAUGAGCCUACCAGUAUUGUGUCUGACCGUCUAACAAAACACAAUCAGGCAAGCCUACCAAAACCAGAACUUAGGAUGUCAAGCCUACCAAAUCUGAGUAUGUUUGUAAAACAAAUUCAGAUGAGCCUACCAAAACUGAGCAUGUUUGUAAAACGAAAACAGAUGAGUCUACCAAAACUGAGUACUAGUACAUGUACAGGGGCGUAGCUAGCUUUCAGUCAGGGGGUGUGUGAUCGCCGAUAGAAUUAUGGUUUUCAGUCAGGGGGGUGUGAUUGUGGCUUAAACAAGCCAAAAAAAAUAAGAUUUAUCUUGAAUUUUACAAAAAAUUUUCCCUCAAAAUUGAGCUGGAAGAGCACCCAUCAUAUGUUUUUUGUCUUAACAAAAUCAGAUGAGCCUACCAAAACUGAGUAUGUAUGUUAAACAAA
Molecule: messenger RNA, 3325 nt
Organism: Owenia fusiformis
Lineage: Eukaryota; Metazoa; Annelida; Polychaeta; Sabellida; Oweniidae
Source: the annotation of a GenBank genome assembly